GAGUCGAAAUGAAGAAACGCAACACGAUUGGUGCGUAACUGCCCCUCCAAAAGGAGUAAAUACGUUGCUUAAGGAAAAAAUUGCUCACUCCCCACUGAGAUACUGGACGCUACGUUUGUACGUGCUACAUACAUUCAGCUUCAACGUUUUGUAAAACUCUAUCAAACUCAACAUGUCUGGCCGUGGCAAAGGAGGCAAAGCAAAAACAAAGUCAAAGACUCGUUCCAACCGUGCUGGACUUCAAUUUCCAGUUGGACGUAUUCAUCGUCUUCUUCGUAAGGGCAACUACGCUGAACGUGUUGGUGCUGGUGCCCCAGUAUACUUGGCUGCAGUUAUGGAAUAUUUGGCUGCUGAAGUACUCGAGUUAGCUGGUAAUGCUGCUCGUGACAACAAAAAAACAAGAAUUAUUCCACGUCAUCUUCAAUUGGCCAUCCGUAAUGACGAAGAAUUGAAUAAACUUCUUUCUGGUGUUACCAUUGCCCAGGGUGGUGUUUUACCAAAUAUCCAAGCUGUUCUCUUGCCCAAGAAGACAGAAAAAAGCAGCGCCUAAAUCAUCUUCAAGACAACAAACCAAUCGGCCCUUUUCAGGGCCAAUAAAUUAUUCAAACGUUCAUCAACAAUUUAAUAUAUUAAAUCUACAACAUUAAUUUUUUGUAACGUAUUCAUUUUAUAAUAAUUGUCAAAUAAAUAAACAAUAUUAUAUUUUUUUUUCUACUGAUUAAAAGUGACUAUAUUGAGUUGCAAAAAAUUUAUCAAGAGGGCAUUGUAUUAGUGUUUAUUUUUUUUUAUUUCAUGUGUUGACAUUUGCGCUUUUUAUUAUAACCUAUCAUUUGUGAAAAAAAAAUAAAUAACAAGUGUCUUUAAUUAUUAAUAAUAAAUAUGGAACUUGUCAAUAUGAAUUUGGCUGAAUUGAAAUUAGAAAAAGAAAGAUUGACAAAACGAGUUGAAGAAGGUCGUGAUAAAUUGGCAAAAUGUAACGCCAUCCAUGAAAAAGAAUUGUAUGAUAUUUUACCAGAUGCACCAACUGACGAUGAUGAACACAAUGAUUAUAAAUUUGUAGUCAAACACGUUGAAGCAACUCAACUUGCAACUGGUAUUUCUUACUCAAACAUCAAUAAAUUCUGGAUUGGAAAGAGCACUUGUAAAUACACUGCUGAUGUAUCAAUCAAAAUCAUUGAUUUUAAAUUCGAAAUAACUGUUGAGAAACAAGAUAAUGAUGAAACUAAAAUUUUGGACAUAACAUGUCAUUUUGAAAAUGUUGAAUCAUCAUACCUCCAAGAAAUCAUUCCUUGGGUUAAAGAUUUUGCAACAAAAAAAGAGUAUUCUGCUUUAAUGGCAGCAUUCAGUGUAUAUGGACAUGCUGCAACAACACGAACAAAAAUAUUAAAGAAAUGUGAGUCAAAAAAAUAUGUAACUAUAGAACACACUGAACAUGAUGGUGGACUUAUUGCACUUAUUCAUUCACCAAAGUCAAUAACAGAACCACUUGCAAGUAUCACCUGGAAAACAAUAUUUAAUGAAAAAUCAAGAGGAAUUGAACAUUCCUUCUCUGUCAAUGUCAUUGAUGAAGAUUUUGGCACUAAAAAUCGUUCAUUGUUUCAAGACCUGUGUAAAAGAGGACUAAAAAAAGAAGAACUUGAAACUAUUUGGUCUGAUUUAUGUGGUGAAAUUAAAGAGUACAAAUAAAGUAUUAAUCAAAUAGUAAGUGAAGGAUAAAUAACUAUUUUUAUAUAAAAACUUGAUAUUUAUAUUUUCAAUAAUAUUAGUAAUUUAAUUACCACGUUGAUAUUAGUGUGAGCUUAAUCUAAAUAUAUUUUGUACUACCCUGAAGCCAUUAAUAAAAAAUUAAUUUAUAAUAUUUUAUAGUGGUUUUAUUAGCUACACUUUUAUAAAAUAAUUCAUAUAUUUUUUAGUAUUUUUUCUUUUUCAACAAUAUAAAAACAUCUGUAUAAUAUAAAACUUUAAUAUAUCUAUUAAUU
This is a messenger RNA of Aphidius gifuensis, 1979 nucleotides long. RefSeq lists its product as uncharacterized. The transcript is spliced from 5 exons. Bases 880 to 1686 code for a protein of 268 amino acids. The record is from RefSeq and is a predicted model, not a curated record. Lineage: Eukaryota; Metazoa; Arthropoda; Insecta; Hymenoptera; Braconidae.